CAGAUUACAAGAUGAAAGUAGGAGGCGUGUGCGGAAUAUUUAUGUUUCUAUUUGUCUCUAUUUCUAGAGCUGGAAAAUACUCUGAAGAUGUCAAUAAACCGUUGACGGAAUCUAAGAAACCAUUUAGAAUGAACAAAGUGAAUAUGAUUUGGAAUAAAGCCCAGAAACGACUAUCCAGGCCCCGCCUGGCAGACCUGUAUGCUGACCUCACUAUCCAGGAUAAAGUGGAGAGGGAACUGAAGAAACUCAAGGCUGAAGACCGUGAUAAAGAUGGAAUGAAGGAAGCAGAGGUCCGACAGAGACUGUUGGAAAUUAUAAACAGAUAUGGGCUCCAAGAUGUUAUAUCUGUCCCUCCUAGUCCAACGUUCUCUAAUGAAAUUCCACAAGAAUUCCACGAUAAGAAACUCCAAAAAAUGUGGAAGAAAGCUGAAUUGAGUGGAUUUACAGAUGAGGAAUUAAAACAACUCAAAGAGGAGUUUUGGCAUCAGCAAAAUAAACUGGAUGAGUACAACAGUCUAAAGGAGGAAGGCUUUAAAUUUGAUGAUUUAAUGGACAAUAGUCUGGACCCUUAUCAAGACAAGACUUUUGAUAAGAUGUCUAAGACAGAAAGGCAGAUGGAGUUAAAGAGGAGAAACAAGGAUUUGAAUGACCAAUACCGUGACCUUCAUGAGAAUUUGGACAAGCCAGGUGAUGAAGAACUAGAGUUUACUGACCAUAGGGUUUACGAGUUAUGGGCACUAGCGAAGAAGGCAAACAUGUCCCACGAAGAGUUAGCAGAAUUUAAGAUGGAAUUGCAGCACUUCCAGCGUCGGAUCUCCAAGCAUGAUUAUUACCAGGACCAGCUGUCAUACACAGAGGAUCUACUCAAGGAUGACGUUAAACAGGGGGAAUUCCCUGAGAAACACGCUGAGAUUAAACAACGGGCACAGAAUAUGGAGAAAACCGUGCGUAAAUACCAUGUCCAUUUAAAAGACACAGUAGAAAAGGCUAUCAAUAAGAGGCAUACAGAGCUAUGAUCCUGAACGGGAUAUAUACAAGUCAGAGAAAGAGAGCAAUAACUCUGAGAAUGAACCGGGCUAACAACUAGUAUGGUAGCAGUGUACAGUAGCAGUGUACAGUAGCGUACGGUGGCCAUGGGUGAUAUUUUUAUGCAAUGAAUA
Messenger RNA from Mizuhopecten yessoensis (Yesso scallop), 1160 nucleotides. Its product is annotated as alpha-2-macroglobulin receptor-associated protein-like. NCBI's taxonomy places the organism in Eukaryota, Metazoa, Mollusca, Bivalvia, Pectinida, Pectinidae. Bases 12 to 1016 code for a protein of 334 amino acids. The record is from RefSeq and is a predicted model, not a curated record. Gene Ontology annotation, molecular function: low-density lipoprotein particle receptor binding; receptor antagonist activity; heparin binding. Gene Ontology annotation, cellular component: endomembrane system; endoplasmic reticulum. Gene Ontology annotation, biological process: regulation of receptor-mediated endocytosis. The transcript has 7 exons.